AAUGGUGACGUGUUCAAUACUUAUUUUACCCGCUGUAUCAGCUAAAAGCUAAAGGCAACAAAAUCUUAAAUUUAAAAUUAACAAAAGGUUAUCUAAAAGAGUAAAGUGCUGAGSUGGCUUCCUGCAAUUAAGCUUUAUCAUGCGAAAGAGAGAAAAAGGUGAAAACCAGAUCAUCUGAAACACUAGUUAAAUAAAAUAUUAAAUCUGUGAGAAGCACUGAACAUAAGUUGAUACAUAAAAAUCAUAGAGAUCAUGUACCAACAACAAAGACCGAGACACCUCUCAGUUCUCAGACAGACACUCCCCUCGGUGGUUUUUAAAAAUAACUCUGACAUGUGUUUUACUGCGACCUUCUCCAGCUGGUUCCGUCAGUCACAAACCAAAACAAGAUGGCAGACUUCAGGAGCUGGUUCAUCUUCCUAACAGUUAUUGCUGGCAGCUUGUUUGGGGCCAAUACAGAGGUGAAAGUUACCAUUCCUGUGGGGAGGUUUUUUACCUACGAGCUGAUGAGAGAGACUUUCCAGAAUGACUUUGAACCUUUGGCACAACUCUAUGUUGGACACCUCUACAACGAUCCCAUGACAUUUAAGUGCAACAAGCAGGGUUUCCCAGACCUCCCAGAGUGGCUGCGCUUCGUCCAAAGACACCCCUUAGAUGAUGGCUUCCUGUACGGCACCCCGACAUCUCCGGGGAAAACUACAAUCGAGAUUUAUGCAAUCAACAAACGCKGCUACGAUACAGCCAGACAGAUUCUUGUGAUCAAAGUGGUUCCGGAGAGGAUGCUGCCAUACCAAGCCGAGUUCUUCCUCAAGCUGAGGGAGGUUGAGAAGGUGCUGCCCUCUUCUGUUCAGGGCGAGAUCAAGCAGGAUUUGAAGUAUUUGUGGAAGACGGACAGUUUGGAAAUCGUCAACAUCACCAACGCCCUGGACCGAGGUGGCAGAGUUCCCCUGCCUCUCGCGGGACACUACGAAGGCGUGUACGUGAAGGUGGGGUCGGAGAAGUUCUUCUCAAAGUGUCUGCAGCGCGUGUGGAAACCGGAGCACCAGAGGGAGUGUGCCGCGGCGUCCGGAGGGAAGACGAGCGGAGACUGCAGCUCCUGCGCGAUUCCCAGCAACUGUAUCACCUGGUGCAAGACGGAGCUGUUUGACCUGACGAAGAGGGAACCAGAACCUCCUMCUCCCACCAUGGGUUCUGGGGUUUUAGAGACCGGAGGUGACUUUAACCCUCCAGAGUCCCCUCCGAGCCGGGACUUUUUCCCGGACUACCUGGUGACGGUGAUCGUGCCGCUGCUCCUCGCCAUCGUUCUGUGUCUGCUGCUGGCCUACAUCAUGUUCGGCCGGAGAGAGGGCGUCGCAAAAAGAGACGCAAGAACCAACAACAUCCAGCUGUACCACCACCACACCAUCCAGGGCAACGCAGAAGAGCUGAGGGGCAUGGCGGCAAGCCGUGGGGUCCCGCCGCCUCUGUCCACGCUGCCCAUGUUCAACAGCCGAACCGGAGAACGGGCCUCGCCGCUGCAGUCCGACAGCAUCCCCCUCAUCAUGGCCCAACAGGAUCCCUACAGCGACACUUUGCCAAGGAAGUAAAACAAUGGAUCAAGUGUUUUUGAUGCACUGAGUGUUUGUUUGCUUCUAUUUUAGCAGUGAGGCAAGUGUGUUUUAUUAUUCUUUUGAUUUCUUUGAAAUAAAUAAGUGAAUAGUG
Austrofundulus limnaeus is the source of this 1701-nucleotide messenger RNA. It is a transcript of the gene sgca, whose product is annotated as sarcoglycan, alpha. Gene Ontology annotation, molecular function: calcium ion binding. The transcript has 11 exons. Gene Ontology annotation, cellular component: membrane; sarcoglycan complex. NCBI's taxonomy places the organism in Eukaryota, Metazoa, Chordata, Actinopteri, Cyprinodontiformes, Rivulidae. The record is from RefSeq and is a predicted model, not a curated record. Bases 390 to 1586 code for a protein of 398 amino acids.